UGUCCAUAGCUGGGCAUUGAAAUAACAGUUGACCUUUUUUUAGCAACAUUUUCUGGUUACUUUUCUCAUUUCCCCCCUCUACUUCAAAAUCGUGUAUGACACCCUGACCACUAUCAGAUGUGAUAAGGGAAAGAUUUCGACGACUGUUCAAUUACCUUGAUACAAGCUAUAGAGGUGUUGAACACAAAGUAGGAGCCAGUAUUAAUUUUAUUACGGAAUAAUUUAUACUGAUCAUUUCAUGUGUACAUUCUGGUGUAGUAAUUUGUAAUUAAUUUUCGUGGCCUAACAGCAAAUGUGUUUUUGUGUAGAUCUAAUUAAGUUUGCACUUUGCUCAACCUUAAUUAUCCAAUCUCUCUGCCAACUCCACCCACUCUCUGUGUGUGUGUAUAUGGUAUUGCAUGCGAAACAAAAGCUGUUGCAGUAUGAUAGAGUCUGACAUGCUUUGGCUAGCAUUGGUAUGGUAACUGUAUAGUCUCCAUAUAUACUGACUGGGUGUGCAUCACUGUUGGAGUGGGAGAAGGGGAAGCUUUAGAGUUGCAUAAAACUGUGACAGCACAAGCAGCAUACACUUAUUAGUAGCUAUAGCUUGAGCUGAAAGCAUAGACUGCAGCUGCACAACACACAAGAUAUGGAUAUCAACUUCUCACUUUGCUUUGCUGUUCUACUGGUUCUACUUGUCUCCAUAGCUUCUGCUCAAGAUAACAACACACACACUAAAGGUCCCCUACUCUACACUAUGCAACCAAUGAGCCAGUAUUCUUGCAACCCGUACAUUGUUGGACGGAAACGGCUAUUCUGUGCCCUCUACCAGCGUGGAGGUCUGUCCAAUCACACUAUCCGCUGGUUUAGAAGGUCUAACAACUCCGGUAAUAUUGAAACAGAGAUGAUAAGGGAAACUAAUCCAAGGAAUGAAGAAUAUUUUCUCUCAAGACUUUCACUAAAAGAUUUCAUAGAAGCAGAAGGUCCGAGUGAUUACUGGUGUCAGGUCGGAGUCUACGGAGAGGUUAAUUCGACCUAUGAACCCAGUGCAGUGUUUAAAGUACUACCACGUGAUGCGUACAUUGGUUACCCUCCCUGCACACUACUGUCCUUGUCACAGCAGGUCUCCAUGUUUGCUGGCAAUGGAUCGAUUCUUACGCCUGUGGGCAUCAUCAACACACCCACCUCUGUGGGCACCUCCCCCUCAAGCGAGCAGAAUCUCACACCGGUCUUGACAGUGAGUAUAGUCAUCUCCUUAUUCUUUGUUGCCCUUCUCUUCUUGAUAAUCUGUAUAUUCUGCUGCGUCCUGAAAUCAAAGAGAAAGCUAUCAUCAACUGAAAUUGACAUUAUUCACAGUACAAACGAACCCUUGCAAUCGCUGGCGGCCGUUGAUAUCCAUGGCAACGAAUCCAUCACCCUCCCUCAGGAAAUAGAUAACUCAGCUGGUUACGUCGACGUUGGAGCUGAGGGAAUUUCCCCCGUAGACCACCCCUUACGUACAUCACAAGCUAAUAGUAUGGACUAUCUUCAAGACAACGCUGCAAAGAUUCAUUAUCACGCCAUUGAUGUUGACGGAAUGGACGAAAGGGAAUACACAGAUCUCCGAAAACCACCUCGUAUUUCUCCUAAACCUAGAGGAGUCAAAUCUCAAUCACUGAAUUGUCAGCAAGCAUUUGCAGUCAAAAGAAUGGGUGGCGAAAAAUUAACGGAACGUACGAAACCGCUACCACUACCGAAAAAUAAAGACAAAAAUAGAGCUCCUAGCGAAUCUCCGCUUCAAUCUCAAAGAAUUGGACAGCCUUCUAAACAAGAUUAUCAGGCGCUCAGUUCAAGCACAAAGAAUCGUGUUGAACUGUACACAUGCCCAGCUGAGGUAUCUGCCAGCUCUGAGAGCGUUGUGUAUGCUAACUAAAAAUCGUUUUAUCAUAACAUUUUUUGCAUAAUUAUAGUUCUGCCAUGUGAGACAUAAUUAUAUGUGCAUGUACACCGUUUAUCAAUUUCAAAGUACAAGCAAGGGUGGAUUGAAAACACAUU
Molecule: messenger RNA, 2013 nt
Organism: Halichondria panicea
Lineage: Eukaryota; Metazoa; Porifera; Demospongiae; Suberitida; Halichondriidae
Exons: 4
Coding region: 629-1891 (420 amino acids)
Source: RefSeq, a predicted model, not a curated record